UUCUCGCAGGGGGAUCAUGGACAAGGACCAGCAGAAGGUCGUUGCCACGUGGAUCGGCCGGAUGGAGGGCGUCAACCACAAGAACGUGAAGAAGGCGCUGAAGGAACUCACUAAGGAAGUCAAGUCCAUCGUCCCGUCGGCCGGCACGCUCUAUGGGAUCUGUGAGAACUUCGAUACUUAUCAGCAUGGAGGUCUGUUUCCGCUGCUACACCUGAGUGAAGAUUCGGGCGUCGUGAACAAAUUUCUGAACACAGACAGCUUUCUCGAAAGCGACGUGUUGGGCCCCGGCAACAUGGUGGACCAAGGCGUGUUUGAGGAAGUGGCUUGCAUCACCCCGCAGAUCCAAGGGUCUGGCACAACGAACUCUGUCAUGGCUGUUUCUGCCUUUAAGAGCAUAGACGCAUCACCCAACGCAAAGCUAAUUAAAGAAUGGAAGCAAUGGACGGGUGCAAGAGCUUUCCUGCAAGACAUAGUAAUGGCGGGGUUAGAGUGCACCAAGAUCAGGUUCCUCGUCAAAGUAGCCCCGACGGAGGAGCCUGAGGGAUUCUACUACAUAUUAACGACUGAGGUGCCCAUCCGCGAACCCUCAGACGAAGGGCUGUUCGUCGACACCCUACAGCGCUUCAGGGUCGAGCGCUGGUUCGGCUACAACACGGUUUAUCGCAAGAUUGGGUAGCCAUCUCCUGAAGAAUCGGAAGAAGGCUUUCCCUCCUCCGUCUCCUGAAAAACCUGAAGAAGGAUUUCUUUCUCCAUCUCCUUGUUCUUCUUCUCCUUAUCAUCUUUUUCGAUUCGUUUUCUUGUGUGUGUAUUUUCAGGGUUCACUUACACGAUUGUUUUUGUUUUCUUUUAUAUAUAUAUUCUUUAUACAUAAUUUUGAAUAUAUGAAUCUGUAUGCGUACACAUGACUGUGUGUAUGUGUGUGUGUAUCUUUAUACAUAUAGGAGAGAGGACAGAGAGCAUAUGCGUUAAUGCAAUUCUGUAUAUUCACGCAUAUGUAUAUAUUUAUG
Molecule: messenger RNA, 1007 nt
Organism: Penaeus chinensis
Lineage: Eukaryota; Metazoa; Arthropoda; Malacostraca; Decapoda; Penaeidae
Exons: 5
Coding region: 17-676 (219 amino acids)
Source: RefSeq, a predicted model, not a curated record